AUGGAGGAGGAGGGCGGCCCGGGCGCGGCCCCCUCGGCGCUGGACAAGAACGUGGCCGAGCUGACCGCCAUGGACGUGUACGACAUCGCGGCGCUGGUGGGCCACGAGUUCGAGCGGGUCAUCGACCAGCACGGCUGCGAGGCCAUCGCGCGCCUCAUGCCCAAGGUCGUGCGCGUCCUGGAGAUCCUGGAGGUGCUGGUCAGCCGCCACCACGUCGCGCCCGAGCUGGACGAGCUGCGCCUGGAGCUGGACCGCCUGCGCCUGGAGCGGCUGGACCGCAUCGAGAAGGAGCGCGAGCACCGGAAGGAGCUGGAGCUGGUGGAGGACGUGUGGCGGGGGGAGGCGCAGGACCUGCUGUCCCAGAUCGCACAGCUGCAGCAGGAGAACAAGCAGCUGCUCACCAACCUCUCCCACAAGGACGCCGGCUUCUCCGAGGAGGAGUUCCAGAAGCAGGAAGGCAUGUCGGAGCGGGAGCGGCAGGUGAUGAAGAAGCUGAAGGAGGUGGUGGACAAGCAGCGCGACGAGAUCCGCGCCAAGGACCGGGAGCUGGGCCUGAAGAGCGAGGACGUGGAGGCCCUGCAGCAGCAGCAGACGCGGCUGAUGAAGAUCAACCACGACCUGCGGCACCGGGUGACGGUGGUGGAGGCGCAGGGCAAGGCGCUCAUCGAGCAGAAGGUGGAGCUGGAGGCCGACCUGCAGACCAGGGAGCAGGAGCUGGGCAGCCUGCGGGCGGAGCUGGGGCGGCUGCGGGAGCGGCUGCGCAGCGGCCCCAGCCAGAACGGCGGGGAGGAGCCCGAGGCGGAGCCCGCGGAGGAGAGCAUCUCGGAGGCCGAGCGGGCGGCCAUGGACCCCCAGGACCCCAACCGCCCGCGCUUCACGCUGCAGGAGCUGCGGGACGUGCUGCACGAGAGGAACGAGCUCAAGUCCAAGGUGUUCCUGCUGCAGGAGGAGCUGGCGUACUACAAGAGUGAAGAGAUGGAGGAGGAGAACCGGAUACUGCAGCCCCCGCCCGUCAUCCACCCGCGAACGUCCCCCCAGCCCGAGUCCGGCAUCAAGCGACUGUUUAGCUUUUUCUCCCGGGACAAGAGGCGCCUGGCCACCAUGCAGCGCAGCCCGCACAGCCAGGAGUCCUUCGGCCAGUGGGCCAGCGCCCAGCGGGACGACGGCUACACGGAGCAAGGACAGGAGGCCCUGCAGCACCUGUGA
Molecule: messenger RNA, 1206 nt
Organism: Pipistrellus nathusii (Nathusius's pipistrelle)
Lineage: Eukaryota; Metazoa; Chordata; Mammalia; Chiroptera; Vespertilionidae
Source: the annotation of a GenBank genome assembly